ACCCAAUUGAACAAUUUUAAUCGGUAUUUGUGGUAUUUUAUGAUUGCGAUUGCCAGGUUGUAGUCGCAUUUUUUCGUUCGGGCAGUAUUGUUUUGUCAUCGUUAUGUUUGCGCGCUUAAUGAAGUUACAAAUCAUAGUUUUACUGAUAAAGUUAACAAUAUCGGAGUACUUCUCGGAUGGAGAACAUAGCUUUCUGGAACUUUCUGAUCAGUGGGAGUACCUGUCAAAGUUUGCUUACUCUAAAAAUGGAAAUAUUGAAUUAGUUUGCAAAUUUAACCGUCCCGAUUCUGAUGACAAAGUUGUUAAAGUGGGGUUUUAUCAGAUGCCAGUAGAAUCGUGGGAGAGUGACGUUAGAUCUAAAAAGAGCUGUGAAGAGAGAUUAAGCUUAGCUACAUUUACUUUGGAGCUUGUGGUGGAGGAGGACAGAGAGACAGAGAAGGAGAGGAAGUGUUUCUUCUUCUACGACGAUAUUGUAUGCAAGAUAACAAAAGAUAUUAACGGUAACAAAGAACCCUGGGUAUUUGUAGCUAUAUUGUACUGCGAUAACGACAUUACUGAUUUAGAACUUGAGUGGAAGAUGCAUAGCACUAACGGAAAGUCUUUUCUGGUCAAGGAGGCUCCAGUCACUGACAUGGGACUUUACCAAGCUUAUCUUGCUUUCACUAUCAUAUCUGCUUUGUUGAUCGUGUUUUGGGUUAUCUACUACAAGAAGAUCAAGUUAAACAUGAAAGUAGCAGUUCCUUACAAGAUAGCCCUGUUCAUUUCCUUCGUGGGAUUUGCCAUGAUAACAGGUUUCUAUGGUAGAUUACACAGUACUGGGUACCGGAAUGACAGUCUCUUUAACGCUGGGUUCAUAUUCUGUAUGAUAGCUUACACUCUCAUAGUCCAGUCCUCACUUACUGCUGUUUGGUCAGGCAGUAUCAUAACGAUCCAUCUACCUCGGUGGAAGACGGUUAUGACGUUUGUUGUGCCCAUUGUAUUCGUGGUUGCCAUGCUGACAGUCUUUACUCUGCAGUACCUUGAUGUGGAACAACGAGAUGUUUACCCUUUCGAACAACGCUCAGAUAGGUAUCUGAUAUGGAUCGUUCUGGGCUUCUCCCUGAUAAUCUGGCUAUUAUACACAGUCCCCAUAGUGGCCACUGCCUCAAGUAAAGCAGAUAAGAUAGUGUAUCUCCGGAUAUUAUACAUGAUCUUAUCAACAUACCUGUUCGCCGUCGGGGGAUGUCCCCUUAUUGCCAACUUCAACUUGCAGACGGAGAAAAGAAAGUUGUUUGUCCUAGUUUGUUUUGGAACCGCUCAUCUCCUCAACUUCUUCUUUCUCUUCCUCUGCAUCAAAGAUAACCACACCCUCACCUCACUCCGACACUUCUGGUGGACUAUUCUACACGAUUAUAUCUGCUGCAAAUUUAAACUGUGUCCCUGUCUCGGCUGUGGGAAGGAUGACUCAGAAAGUGGGAAGUAUCGUGGAACCAGAAAUGAGAGUGGUUCGUCACCUGGUGACAUGUACGGUGGGAGAAGUGGGAAUAGGGGAGGAGGAGGCUGUUUUGGGUGUUGUUUGAAUAUAUGUCCCUGUUUCUCAGGCUGUCCCUGCUGUAAAGGUGACGACCAGGGGGCUGGAAACAUAUACUCAAGUCAGACGGAUCUCAAGAAAAUAUUAGUUCAGAGCAAAAAUGUCGACGAUUUUGAUCUGAAAAUAAUGGAUAUGGAGGACGAUCAAGCAAAAAAGAAUAAAACCUCACAGAACACUACCCCAGAGAAGGAACCUAUCGUUAUCAUAAACAAUGUUUCAAAAGAAUUCGACACUCCGGCCACCACUGUAAAACAACCUACUGUUGAGAUUAUAGACGGCUUCAGUGAUGAUGAGCAGGGUCCAGAUCAGUUUCAGCAUGAUGCGAACUAUAAAGUCCUUCCCUGGCUCUAUCACGACAAACCGACCCAGGAGCUUACCCCAAAACGACGAUUCUCCAACGCUAUCAUCAACACAGUCAAGAUGAAUAUAACAGAGCACGGAUAUAAGGGUGGGGCUGCUAACCAUUGGAGUAAAGGGAGCCACAAACCCGUUUGCAACGUCUGAAAAUAAACCGAUUGUGUUGUACACAAGGCCAGAUAGCAACCAAACGAGUGUAAAUGGGAAACCAGCCAUUUUCAACCCGCCGAAGACACAAAUAAGUGUUCCAGACCAGUCUCACUCCCAUCAGACCAGUCCCGUCUUGGCUCGCUCUUUCGCGGGUAGUAGUCGGGGAGACUUUUCUCCUCGACAAUUCCACACAGCCAGCUCUUUCCGGAGAAGCACGGACCCUCCUGAACUUGAUGAAGCUGAACUUGAUACUUUCAACAUCGAGGAGUACAAUUCCUCAAAGAUGCGAGAGACCAAAGUGAAGACAAAUACAAUGAUGUACCGACGCGAGAGGCAAAAGCAAAACUUGAACAAUGUUCCCACUCCGCUGCUACUGCAACGGGUCCCAGAUGGUACAAUUAAAAGUGAUUCCGGCUUGGAUCAAGUUAUUUCUAAGACCAAGGUUGUGAAAACGUUUGAGAAGCCCAAGGUUGAGCUAAAAGUGGAGCGAUCAAAGAGUGAUCUGUGGAAAUUGUUGGCAAAAAAGUAUAAUGGGAAACCGAUCGAGCAAACAAGUAGUGCAAGCAGAUCAGUUAAAUCGAGAAAAACUCUUCGGACAGUUGGCACGCCAAAUACUAUGGGCAGUAAAAGUCGAAAAUGAUCGUGAUAAUUGAUUUAUUUGGACUUGUUUGAUAUAAAUAAAAAAUAAUUUGAUUGGCCUGCUAUAGUUGUUAAAUUUUAGUUUUAGAAAGAAAGUUGUACAAAUGUUUCUGUAAAAACAAUCGCUCCCAAAGGGACAUGUUUGUUUAUGAAGGAGUACUGAGCGUCGAAUUAUGAUGGAUAUGAUAUUUGAUGAUAUCUUAGACGAUUGAUUGU
Bolinopsis microptera is the source of this 2932-nucleotide messenger RNA. RefSeq lists its product as uncharacterized. Bases 104 to 2074 code for a protein of 656 amino acids. The record is from RefSeq and is a predicted model, not a curated record. The transcript has 12 exons. Lineage: Eukaryota; Metazoa; Ctenophora; Tentaculata; Lobata; Bolinopsidae.